UAUCAUGGACACGUCGCCGCCGCCGCCGGCUGCGCGCUCCAUGCUCAGCGCCAUCGAGGACAAGAUGAGCCCGGGCGUGCUCCUCAUCAUCGCCAUCCUCGCCGUCGUCUUCUUCCUCUUCGGCCUGCUCAACCUGCUGGUGCAGAACAUCCUCCGGAUGCGCCGGGCGCGGCGGCGGCGGCGUGUGGGCGACGGCGGCGGCGUCGGCAGCCCGACGGCGUUCCAGGGCCAGCUCCAGCAGCUGUUCCACCUCCACGACGCCGGGGUCGACCAGACGUUCAUCGAUGCGCUGCCCGUCUUCGUCUACCGCGCCGUCGUCGGCGCCGGGCUCCGCAAGGACGACCCGUUCGACUGCGCGGUGUGCCUGUGCGAGUUCGCCAUGGACGACAAGCUCCGGCUGCUCCCGACGUGCGGGCACGCGUUCCACGUCCCCUGCAUCGACGCGUGGCUGCUGUCGCACUCCACGUGCCCCAUCUGCCGCGGCAGCAUCCUCGCCGCCGACGACUCGCCGGCGUCCAGCCCGGUCGUGCGCGUGCUCGAGUCGGAGAGCAUCCAGGAGACGCUCGGCAAUGGAGGAGAGUCUCCUCGUGGAAGGGACAACGAGGGGUCUCCCAAGGCAGAGGAGGAGGUCGUCGAGGUGAAGCUUGGCAAGCUCAAGUGCAUCGACGGCAAUGGCAAUGCCGGUGACCUCGCCGUCCAAGGCGCAAGCAGCAACAGUGGCGACCUCGAUGGCAGGGGGAAUCUUGGACAGAGACGGUGCCUGUCCAUGGGGUCCUACGAGUACGUCAUGGACGAGCACGCCGCGCUCCGCGUCGCCGUCAGGACGCCCAAGAGGAGGCCGGCGAGCUCGAGGUCCCGCCGCCGGUUCGCGCUGUCGGAGUGCGACUUCGGGGGCUCCAAGAAGGGCGCGUGGGAGGCGGCGGUGACAGAGGCCGCAUCGGCCGACACGGCGGCGGCGGCGGCGGCGAGGCUGAACAAGGACAGCUUCUCCGUCUCCAAGAUCUGGAUGCUGUCAGCCAAGAAGGAAGAUGGCCGGUCGGCGGCGGAACUGGCCGGCGGGAGGCGCACGGCGUCGUUCCGGUGGCCGGCGAUGGCUGACGCGAGCAGGAAGCAGGGCGGGAUCACCGAGGAGCACCGGGACGUCGAGGCCGGUGGCAAUGGUGAUCCGUCUCUUGCAGUUUCAGGUGAGCUGCGGCCGUCGUUGGCGAGGACCGCGCUGCAGUACAUCGUCGGCGGCGGCGGCGGGAGGCCGCAGAGUAGCAGAGUUGGAAGCCAUUCUUGAGCCGCUAACUGCA
Oryza brachyantha (malo sina) is the source of this 1295-nucleotide messenger RNA. Its product is annotated as putative RING-H2 finger protein ATL49. The record is from RefSeq and is a predicted model, not a curated record. The transcript has a single exon. NCBI's taxonomy places the organism in Eukaryota, Viridiplantae, Streptophyta, Magnoliopsida, Poales, Poaceae. Bases 5 to 1282 code for a protein of 425 amino acids.